Molecule: messenger RNA, 830 nt
Organism: Saprolegnia parasitica CBS 223.65
Lineage: Eukaryota; Oomycota; Saprolegniomycetes; Saprolegniales; Saprolegniaceae
Exons: 2
Coding region: 34-648 (204 amino acids)
Molecular function (GO): DNA binding
Source: RefSeq, a predicted model, not a curated record
GGAGUUUUGGAUCCGCACAGCGCGCAACCAGGCAUGGACGCACCACCAACAACAACAACGAGCAGCACGUCGAUGUCGAUGCCGGUGCCAAUGAUGAUGGAGAAGAAGCUGCCAAGCGCCAGCAAGAAGCACUCGGGCAUGAACGGCGGGCGCUGGACCGACGAGGAGCACGAGAGCUUCCUCCUCGGGCUCAACCUCUACGGCCGCGAGUGGAAGCGUGUCGCGUCCAAGAUCAAGACGCGGACGUCGGCGCAGAUCCGGAGCCACGCCCAAAAGUACUUUGCCAAGUUGGCCAAAGACGCCGAGAUGCAGCUCUCAGGCGAGAAGGUCGAGAACCCCGUCAACAUGUCGGACGAAGACGACGCCGCGAGCACUGCGCCGAGCGAGGCCGAAACGGACAUGGGCGACCUCAGCCCGCCGCGCAAGCCACGGGAUAACGCGAAUGACGACUCGUCGAUCAUUCCGUCCCAAGAAGAGCUCCUCUCGACGGUCGUGUCGCCGGUGCUACGCGAGCGCGUCUCGACGCUUGUCGACGCCGAAGUCUGCGCGCUCCAAGUGCUCUCGUGGUACGCGGCGUCAGCUACCAACACGAACGCCAACUGUCCACCGACGAAGCGGCUGUGCAUUGAGGAAAAAAGCCGCAGCUGACGUUGCACAUUAAAAAGUCUGGCGCGACGCUCAUUCCGCUCGUCCCGCGGGCGCCGCUCGUCGUGCUCUCGAGUACGCCGACCUCCCGCGUCCACGCGGAUCCCCUCACGCACUUUUCGGCCAUUAGUCUUGCCAAGUCCGUAUGAUUUAAGCCCCAUUGUAGCAUACUCUCCUCGUCCCAA